This is a messenger RNA of Ylistrum balloti, 1176 nucleotides long. RefSeq names its product probable G-protein coupled receptor 21. Gene Ontology annotation, biological process: G protein-coupled receptor signaling pathway. Gene Ontology annotation, molecular function: G protein-coupled receptor activity; transmembrane transporter activity. The record is from RefSeq and is a predicted model, not a curated record. Bases 1 to 1176 code for a protein of 391 amino acids. Lineage: Eukaryota; Metazoa; Mollusca; Bivalvia; Pectinida; Pectinidae. Gene Ontology annotation, cellular component: membrane. The transcript has a single exon.
AUGUCAACAUCACCAACACCAAUGUUUGGGAACAGUAGCGAUAGUUACGUGAGUUUGACUCUUGAUCACUGGAAUGACGCUGUUGCAGGUAUUCUAUUACCACUUACGGUGGUACUAGUGUCGUAUCUGGUCGUCGGGUGUUUUGGAAACCUCUCGGUGAUCUAUGUGUAUUGGUGGCAGAUUCGAACCCCAAGCAAGGAACGUUAUUUCAUUCCUAUCCUGGCACUCGUUGACAUGAUUUCGUGUGUCAUCUCUGCAGGUUCGGGAGUGUACGCUAACCUUCAUCCUCUCAAGUUCGAGAGUGAUAUUGGCUGUAAGAUGGUGGCGUUCCUUGGUGUACUGUUCGCAACCAUUUCAGCCGAUUUACUUGUGAUUAUAGCAGUGGAUAGAUUCCUCAAGAUUUGUUUUCCAUUCGGAACACAAAUGACACUGUACUGGAAGCGAGUCUCACUGGUGGCCAUGUUUAUCGUAAGCACCAUGAUUGCGAUCCCAGCCCUGUUUGUGUACGGGUCAGUGCCAGUCAUCAACCCCACUCACAACCUUACAGGAUGGCGAUGUGUAAAUGUCUUACAUAAUGGCAGUCGUCCUAUGUGGGAAUUAUUCUACAAAGCUUUGCUAUUUGAUUAUGUGAUGCUACGUUUCAUUGUUCUAUCUAUCAUUUAUAUAAGGAUCGGAAAAGUGAUCUGUAAACAUUUCAAACGUCGUGCAAGUAGGCAUCAGCGUUUAUGUGGUUCUCAAAGUGUUUCAAAUGGUGCACAGUCUUGUAAUCAAGCGAGUGUACUACCUAACGACGUCAGAAGGGAGUCUUCAUUCCUGGAAAGAUGCUGCUGUAGGACAAGACUUCUGGAUAGAAUCGCGUCAGACUUGGAUUCUAGUCGGAAUGGACGUGACAGUACACAUAGCCGUAGGACAGAAAGAAAAGGAUUAAAACUCACUUUGAUGUUCAUGCUUAUAACUGGUAUUUAUAUCUUUACGUUUGGUCCAAAAGUUGUGCUUAUGACGUUUGAAACGAUGAAUGAACGAUUCUGGACGACGAUGACUGCCGGGGAACUCGUCGGUUUCCGGUUUCUAUAUACUUUAUUUAUAGUCAACAAUGUUGUGAAUCCUUUUAUAUAUGGUUUCUUGGAUGACCAAUUCAGAAAGGAACUCCGUAAAUUAUGUAUAUUACAUUUGUAA